Molecule: messenger RNA, 573 nt
Organism: Penicillium oxalicum
Lineage: Eukaryota; Fungi; Ascomycota; Eurotiomycetes; Eurotiales; Aspergillaceae
Product: putative mitochondrial protein sorting (Msf1)
Exons: 2
Coding region: 1-573 (190 amino acids)
Biological process (GO): phospholipid transport
Cellular component (GO): mitochondrial intermembrane space
Molecular function (GO): phosphatidic acid transfer activity
Source: RefSeq, a predicted model, not a curated record
AUGAAGGUCUUCUCCUCAACAUGCAACUUUGAGUACUCUUGGGACGAGGUCUCCACAGCCAACUGGAGAAAAUAUUGCCCAUGGAAUGACAAGGCGACUCAUGUCGUCGGUGUCGACACUCUCUCUCGCACGAUCGACCCUCAGACUGGAAUCCUUCGCACUGAGCGUCUCAUUACCUGCAACCAGUCGGUCCCCUCCUGGGUUUCCUCUCUCUUCGGCGGCGAUGCUGUCUCCCAUGUCUACGAGAUCUCCUAUGUCGAUCCCCAGGCCAAGAAGGUGACCAUGUGCUCCACCAACUUGACGUGGUCAAAUGUCCUCAAUGUUCGCGAGACGGUCGUCUAUCAGCCAUCUCCCCUCGCUCCCAACACCACCACGCAGUUCACCCAGGAGGCCAAGAUCACUGCCCUCUGCGGUGGUUGGCAAAAGAUCAAAAACAAGGUUGAGGAAGCCAGCGUGGAGCGUUUCCGUGAGAACGCCAAGCGAGGUCGUGAGGGCUUCGAGACCGUCCUGGAGAUGAGCCGUCGGGUCUUUGGCGAACAGCGCGAGCUGGAGAACCAGCGUGCGCAGGCCUAA